This is a messenger RNA of Bacillus rossius redtenbacheri, 1974 nucleotides long. Its product is annotated as zinc finger BED domain-containing protein 4-like. The transcript is spliced from 2 exons. The coding region runs from base 1 to 1974 and encodes 657 amino acids. NCBI's taxonomy places the organism in Eukaryota, Metazoa, Arthropoda, Insecta, Phasmatodea, Bacillidae. The record is from RefSeq and is a predicted model, not a curated record. Gene Ontology annotation, molecular function: protein dimerization activity; DNA binding.
AUGUCUAGUGAAGUGUGGAAAUACUUUGUCAUCGACCGACAAAAUUCUGGCUACGCAAUAUGUCAAAUCUGUAAAUGUACAAUCUCACGUGGCGGUAAAUCUAAAACUACAACAAACAUGAAAAAACAUCUCGAAAACAAGCAUGGGAGUUACGUUCAUGAGACGAAGAAACAAAGGCUACAUUCAUCGGAAUUGAGCGAGAUUGAAGAAAAUGAAAUAGAUGAUAGUUCAGCACAAAAUUGUUCUUCAGAGACAACCUUGCCAUUGUCAUCAAAUUCAGAUGUUAGGCCUACUGCUACUGAUUCAUCGAGAGGCAGCGGUUCAGUGUCCCCGAGGCAUGCUGAGAAAGUUGGCCAAACGAAUAUUUCAUCAAGAACACCAAACCAGUAUAGGCUAACUCCUAAAAGUCAAUACCAGCCUACAUUACAAUCAUUUAUUGAUAAAACUGCACAAUUCAAGUCCACUGAUCCUCGUGCAAAAUCAAUAACUCAGCACAUAGGUAGAAUGAUGUGCUUAGACAAUCGUCCUUUUAGCAUGGUUGAAGACAGAGGAUUCACAGAAUUUGUCAAAUUCCUUGAGCCUAGGUAUGUUUUGCCCAGCAGAAAACAUUUUUCAAAUACUGUUGUACCACACAUGUACCAAGAAUGUAGGGAAAAUGUGAACAAAAAGUUGGACGAAGCUGAACAUGUGAGUCUUACAACAGAUAUGUGGACUUCAACAGCCAAUGACGAUUAUCUUGGUCUAACUGUGCAUUUUGUUGAUUCCAAUUUUGUCUUGCAACACCUCAACAUUGGGGUUAUUCCCUUUCCUGAAUUAUCUCACACAGGGAACAAUUUGUGCAAUUUUAUCACAGAAACACUUGAAGAAUGGAAGCUGCAAUCUAAAGUUGUUGCCAUUGUAAGAGACAAUGCCAGGAACAUAACUGCUGGCCUAGAAUCAUCCGAAUAUGAACAUCUGCCAUGCCUAGCACAUACCCUGCAGCUUGUUGUAAAGGAAGGGCUACUGAACAACAAGAAUGUAAAUAAUCUGAUUGCCAACGGUCGUCGCAUAGUUGGCCAUUUCAAACAUUCUUGUAAGGCGACAAAAGAGUUAAAGAAGGCUCAAGCCACGCUGAAAAUGAAAAAACAUAAACUUAUCCAGGAUGAACCAACGCGUUGGAAUUCAUCUCUCCAUAUGCUACAGCGCUUACUUGAGCAAAAACAGUCUGUUUCUUUAGCAUCAGCAACUCUGCAGUUACCUGUGACUUUUUCAUCAGCAGAAUGGAACCUGAUGACAAAUGUAGUAAACCUUUUAAGUAUUUUCAACCAUGCAACAUUGGCUGUAAGUACUCAGUGUGUGACAGCCUCAGAAGUCAUACCUAUAAUCAACAGUUCUACUGAAGAGCUAAGGAAACCAGCACCUACUGGAUCAGGUGUACAGGGCAUCAAAAAUGAUAUGCUUGCUGCCAUAACUUUGAAGUAUUCUGAUGUUGAAGAGAAUAUGUUGUACGCAGUUGCAACAUUACUGGACCCACGAUUUAAACACCAUGUUUUUGUGCAGGACGGUAAUGUCACAAAAGCGAAAGUUUUUUUGAUUGAAGAAGCAAGAAAAACUAUCUGUUUGAAACAACCUGAAACUGAGUCUGUGCCGCAAACAUCCAGCCAAGCAAUGGAAAGCCAUGGUAUGUGGACAUUUUACUCAAACAUAAUGAAGACUGCCCCAAGUGUAAGCCACAUCGCAUCAGUUGAAGAUGAGAUUAAUGUUUACUUGGAAGAACCUAUUCAAAAUUCAAGUACCAACGUUUUCCAGUAUUGGAAAGAAAAUACCAAGUACCCAUGUUUAAAAAAACUGUCAAAGAAAUUUCUUUGCAUUCCACCUUCAACUGUACAUUCCGAGCGAUUAUUCAGCACUGCAGGACUGAUUGUUGAUCAGAAACGGAACCGUUUAGAUCCUGAACGAGUCAAAAUGUUGGUUUUUUUAAAUAAGAAUUUGUGA